Molecule: messenger RNA, 2610 nt
Organism: Paracoccidioides lutzii Pb01
Product: pH-response transcription factor pacC/RIM101
Exons: 3
Coding region: 1-2610 (869 amino acids)
Biological process (GO): positive regulation of transcription by RNA polymerase II
Cellular component (GO): nucleus
Source: RefSeq, a predicted model, not a curated record
AUGUCUUCCCGCGAAAACCCAGACACUUCCGCCCCUAUGGCCCAACAACAACCGCAGCAACAGCAACAGCAACAACAACCACAACCACAGCAGCAGCAGCAGCAGCAACAGCAACAACAACAGGCUCAGCAGACGACGCAACAGCAACAAUCCCCUCAACAGCCAUCCCAACAAUCACCACUGCAUCAGCAACAGCACCAGCCACAGCCUCAGCAGUCCCAGCAGGGCCCGCAACGGUCUCCAUCUCUACAGCACCAAUCUCCAGCGCAUGUCCAGCAUUCCCCCGUCCAGCCCUUCCAUCCACCGCUGAGCUCUCCCGCAGCCGUCCAGCAGGCUGCAGCUGCAGCUGCUGCCGCCGCAGCGGCAUCUGUCAUCGCUCCAGUGCCUCUGCCACAGAAUGGGAGCAAUGGCGCAGCCCUAGGUGUCACGGAGAACUUGGUGUGUCAGUGGCAGGGUUGCCAAGAAAGGUUGCCCACUGCUGAAGCUCUAUAUGAACAUGUCUGCGAACGCCACGUAGGGCGCAAGAGCACCAAUAACCUAAAUCUGACCUGUGGAUGGGCAAAUUGCCGGACAACCACCGUCAAACGUGACCACAUUACAUCGCAUAUCCGCGUCCAUGUGCCCCUCAAGCCUCACAAGUGUGACUUCUGCGGGAAGGCUUUCAAACGCCCGCAGGACUUGAAGAAGCAUGUCAAGACUCAUGCAGAUGACUCGGUCCUCGUGAGGUCUCCGGAGCCUGGACCUGGAACCAGGCCACCCAAUGGAAUGUUUGGGGUUGGUGUUGGUGCUGAUGGGAAAUCCCACUAUUUCGAAGGCUCCCUAGGACACGUUCACGGCCAAGGUUACCCGCACGGAGCACCACAAUACUAUCAAACCCCCCACCAACAACACCCCUCCAACCCCUCAUACGGGAAUGUCUACUACGCCGUAGGCAGCGACUCUCACCAAGCCUCCUACGAGUCCAAAAAGCGCGGCUACGAUGCCCUGAAUGAGUUUUUCGGAGACUUGAAACGCCGUCAGUUCGACCCCACCUCCUACGCGGUUGUUGGACAGCGUCUCUUAAACCUGCACGGUCUGCCACUACCCCUUGUCAACGGCGCUGCUGUCGCCGUCCCUGAGUACCAGACACAACCCAUGCCGGCUAUGGUCUCCGUCGGCCACGGUGGCGGCCAUAGCGGGGGUGGUGGCUACCAACCCGCCAGCCCCAUGCAGUCCUACCACCUGCCACCGAUGGGCAACCUGCGCACCAAGGCUGACUUGAUGAACAUUGACCAGUUCCUGGAGCAGAUGCAGUCGACCGUCUACGAGAGUGAUGACCACGUUGCUGCGGCCGGUGUUGCGCAACCGGGCGCUCACUACGUCCAGCAUGGCGGGAUGAGUUAUCGUACCUCCCACAGCAGCAAUAACGCAAACGCCAAUGCCAAUGCCAGUCAUACCGCCACCAGUUCCCCGCCAUCAGCAGCCACAAACAUCCCAUCCACCCACGCAACAGCCACGACAACAACGACAUCAGCACCCAUGAUCCCCACCUCCAGCGCCGCCCGCUCCCCACACAGCACCACGCCAGCCCUGACCCCUCCCUCCAGCGCUCAGUCAUAUACUUCCGGCCGCUCUCCCGUCUCCGUCUCCUCAACCCACCACAACAUCCCGCCCUCCCACCAUUACACCCACACCCAUAACCAUAACCAUAACCACCCUAACUCCAGCGCGGGCAUGUACCCCACCCUCCCCGCCACGAGCGCGCAGGACGGAAGCUCGACAAACACAUACCACGGCGUCUCGGGCGCUGCCGCACCGUCGACACUUAGCAGUGUCUUCGAUAGCGAGGGCGGGAGGAGGUAUGCGGGCGGCAUGCUGCAGAGGUCUAGACCGGGGAUUGUGGCGUCGUCACCACCGCCGUCGUCACAGGGCUCACCGUCUAUGUCAUUUGCGGAGGUUGGUGGGAAUGACACUAAGACGGCGUCCCCGUCCAUGUCAUUUUCGGCUAGUGUUAUUGAUCCAGCGUUGCAGGCGGGGUCUGAGAAGCAGAGUGGUAGCAGUGGCAGUGGUGGUGAGGCUGGUGCUGGUGCUGGCGCUGGUGCUGGUGCUGGUGAGGAGCGCAAUGGUUCGUCAUCGUCCCCUACUGCUGAUGUGGAGGAAGUUUCCCGUGCCCUCUCCUCUGCCAACGCAACCACUACCAUGGCAACUAAAACAGCACCACCAGAAGUCCCAAGUCAUACGGUCGAGCAAUGGGUCGCCAACGUGCGUCUGCUGGAGAAAUUGCGGCUGUAUAUCUAUGAGAGGUUGAGUCGGGGAGACUACGAGGAGGAUACCAACAACAGUGGUAGCGAUGUCCAGCUGCAGCAACAGCAGCAGCAGCAGAAACGGGAUGAGCAACAACAUCAGAUGGGGGAUGCAGGGGAUGCAGGGGAUGUUGGUGUUAGUGUCAGUGAGCGGAUGGAAGGGAUUGAGAUUGGAAAUUCGGAGGGGGAAGCGGAGGGGGAAGCGGAGGCGGAGGCGGAGGCAGAGGUGGUGGGUAAAGGGAUGGUGGAGGCAAAGGGGGAGCAGCGUGGUGAGGGUGGUGAGGGUGGUGGGGGGAGUUUGUAUCCGGUUUUGAAAAUGGAGUUUUAA